AUGCACGCGCGUUGGACAUUUCUACUUGAAGUUUUGAUCGCGGCCAAUGUGGCCACUGGAUCUCCAAUCCAGGGCCAUGAUCAAGGAGCUGCAAAUACCAAUAUCAUAGGGGGCAGUCAUUCUGCAACUACAACCCCCUUUUGGCAACAAUACAAUUAUUGUCAGGGUAAGCAUCGUCAUGGAGGCCGAUCCCCGGCAUCGUCGCCUGUUCCAGGUGACACAACACAAUGGUACCAGUGCGGAGAUCCAGACGAGGUUGUUUUCAUGAACAAGGGCAAUAAGAUCUCAGACAACAGAUCACCCUUCAUGAAAGAGAUGGCGACUAUCGAUGGUGCUUUUGCAUAUACAAUGUGGCAAGGAAACUGUGAUCUGGGAGAAUUGACGACAUUCGGCUCUGAGCAAUUGCAGAAGCUCGGAAAAACACUUCGCUCGACCUACGUCGACGAUCUCGGCUUCCUGCCGAAGAAGAUGGAUCCUGGCUUCAAGAUCAGCCACACCUACAUUUGGCGUACCCGAGAAUCUGUCGAAAAUUUGAUGAACGGCCUCUACCCUCUUCAUACCAGGCUUCCAGGGGAUAUUUUGACUAUGCAUGUCAAGCCGAGCGGAAUCGAGACGAUGAUCUCUCCCUCAAGCGCUUGCCCUAAGCUUGCUGAGUUGACAACUGCGUACUAUUCCUCUUCGGCCUAUAAAGCAACUCUCGCGCCAUACACGGCUCUUCAGGACAAGCUUGUGAAAGCUUAUAACACCACGGGCUUGGCCGGCUAUAACACCACAGCAGCGUUGUACGACUCAGCAUCGGCCACCUACUGCCAUGGCCUUGGAUUGAAGGGCGAUCUGACUUCGGAAGACAUCCAAACGGCAGUGAUCCCAGGCACCAGCGCGUAUCACAAUCUCUUCCGUCAGAACCCGUCCGCUGAGCAGGUAAAGCGGUUGAGUGUCGGUGCCUGGCUGGCGGAUAUUUUGACCUCUCUGUCCGAUCGCAGCACUAAAUUGGAAGUCUAUUCAGCACACGAUGCCAGCUUGGACAUGUUCCUGUCCGUCGUGGCGGAUCCGGAUCUGCCGUGGCCACCAUUCGGCUCGAAUGUCAUAAUCGAGUUGUGGCAAAAAGCCAACGGACAGCAGGUGGUGAGAAUGUUUUAUGAGGGAAUGGUUGUGCCAGCACACCCUGACUUGGCCUGUGACUUCUCAGCGUGUCCGCUGGAUACACUGGCAACGUUUGUCAAGAAAUAUAUCCCCACCGACUUCAAGGACGAAUGUACCGCCUAA
Penicillium brasilianum is the source of this 1266-nucleotide messenger RNA. NCBI's taxonomy places the organism in Eukaryota, Fungi, Ascomycota, Eurotiomycetes, Eurotiales, Aspergillaceae. The record is from the annotation of a GenBank genome assembly.